Rhodotorula graminis WP1 is the source of this 2817-nucleotide messenger RNA. RefSeq lists its product as uncharacterized. Gene Ontology annotation, molecular function: mismatched DNA binding; ATP binding; ATP hydrolysis activity. Gene Ontology annotation, biological process: mismatch repair. The record is from RefSeq and is a predicted model, not a curated record. The transcript is spliced from 6 exons. Lineage: Eukaryota; Fungi; Basidiomycota; Microbotryomycetes; Sporidiobolales; Sporidiobolaceae. Gene Ontology annotation, cellular component: mismatch repair complex. Bases 1 to 2817 code for a protein of 938 amino acids.
AUGGCCCCAGCAUCGCCCGGCGUGCGCCCACUCGCCGUCGCCCCUCUCCCUCCCCGCACCGCCUCGCUCGUCCGCUCGGCCGUCGUCGUCCCCUCGAUCCCGAGCAUCCUCGCAGAGCUCGUCCAGAACAGCCUCGACGCGCACGCCCGCACCAUUCACUGCGCCGUCGACCUCGACACCUGGACCCUCCGCUGCGACGACUCGGGCCACGGCAUCCCCCCACUCGACCUCCGACAGCUCGCCGCACCCUCGACCGCGAGCAGGAACCUCACGAGCAAGCACUCGGGCGACGCACACGCUCCCCCGACCACGUACGGCUUUCGCGGCGAAGCCCUCGCCUCGAUCCGCGACCUCGCAACCCUCGACAUCCAUACUCGCCCUCUCGCUCGCGGCCUCGACGACGGCGCACACGGCGCGACCUGGCACCUCGUCGUCCGCGGCGAGCACUGCCUCGUGUUCGAGCGGGCCCAGGUCGAGCGCACCGGUCCCGGGACCACCGUCACCGUCCGCGACAUCUUCCACAAGAUCCCUGUCCGGCGGCGUCCGCUCGCCAAGCCCGCCGCACAAGCCUCCCUCCUCAGCUCCCUGCGCUCGACCCUCGCCUCGCUAGCCCUCCUCCACCCCCACGUCGCCUUCUCGCUCACCGACACGACCACGUCGCUCUCGUCUCUCUCGAGCGAGCCACGGACGCUCGUCACCGUCGCCCGCAGCACCGAGGGCGUCGUCGGCAGGUGGCGCCAGCUGUGGGGGCGCGCAGGCGUCGAGAAGGUGUGGAACUUUGACGAGGUGGAGGAGCUCCGCGAGGAGCGCGAGGGCACUCUGCGGGUCAAGGGCUUCUUCUCGCUCAGUGCGGCGCACAGCAAGGCCGGCCAACACGUCUUCGUCAACUCUCGCCCUCUCGCCGCCGCUACAUCGACGCUCCACAAACACGUCAACGCCCUGUUCGCCACCUCGUUGUUCGCCCGCUUCGCCGUCUCGCAUCUCGCCACGCCCUCUUCAGCUUCGCCCGCACGAGCCGCGACGACGGGCAAGAGCCCGCGACGGCCAGUCGAGCGGCACCCGACGUUCGUCAUCGCGCUCGAGGUGCCUGGCAGGGUUGUCGACGUCAGCCUCGAGCCGGAGAAGAGGGUCGUCGAGUUCGAGGAUCCAUCUCGCGUUGAGCGGUUCGUCGAGCGGCUCGUCAAGCGCUUCCUCGCCGCCCACGGCUUCCUGCAUGUCGCACCGGUCCUCCCUCCCGCUCCCGCCGUCGACACCUCGCUUGCGCCGUCCAUGCUCGCUCCACGGCCGCCCGUCAAGCGCCCGCAUGUCGUCACGCUCGCUGCGUUACCGCCCGAGGACGACGUCGAGCUCGCCGCUCGGACCGCCAAGCGGCCCUCGCGGCGCUCGCCGCCCGCAGCGCCCGUCGGGCACCCGUCUCUCGGCGACGCGUCGGCGGUGGCAGGCGAGCUCGCCGAUGCGGGCGUCGCGCAGCGGUGGAUCGACCCGAGGACGGGCGAGGCGUGGUGCGUCGACCCGAGGACGGGCAACAGCUGGCGGGCGGGAGCGGCAGAGGGCGAGGCCGGCGAGGCGUGCGACGGGUGUGGAGGAGUGCGGGGCAUGAGGGAGGGCAAGGUGGAUCGGUCGGCGCUCAAGCGGAGGAGGGACGAGCACGGCGAGCACGAGGAGGAGGUGCCGCAGUGGCUCAGGGACCGGCUCGAGAGCUGGAAGAACCCCGUCUUUCCGUCCGUCGCCGUCACUCGCCCCAUUCCUGCCCUCCCGCUCGCCGACAGCACCCUCUCUACCUCCUUCCGCUCGACCAAGCGCUCCGCCUCCUUCGACGACCUCUCGAACAAGCCCACACGCUCGUCCCACACGACCGCGGAUGCCUUCUUUCGCACGACCCGACCGCCGGCCGGCCUCGAGCUGCCGGCGCUCGCACCUCUCGGCACGCCGUCGUCGAGCGCCGCGCCGCUCGUCUCGAGGGAGCAGCUCGCACGCGUCGAGUGCGUCGCCCAGGUCGACUGCAAGUACCUCCUCGUGCGGGUCCCGCCGCCCGCUUCCUCGUCGACCUCGCCCUCGUCGGGCGAGCCCGCCUCCUCGAGCGCCGACGCCGGCCCGGCGACGCUCGUCCUCAUCGACCAGCACGCCGCCUCGGAGCGCGUGCGCGUCGAGCGCCUGUACGACGCCGUCGUCGGGGCCGUCGCGCGCGGCGAGCGCCCGCAGACGACGCCGGCCCGGCUCGGGCUCGUCGUCUCGGCGAGCGAAUACGGCGCGUUGCGGGACCGGUGGCGCGGCGAGUUUAAACGGUGGGGGAUCGAGGUCGAGCUCAGCGCGGGGAGGGGCGCAGCUCGCGGUGACGGUGGCGAGGGCGAGGGCGAGGGCGAGUACCGCCAGGUCGAGCUGACGGCCGUCCCGACGGCCGUCGCGCUGCGGCUCCUGUCGCCUCGCGAGCCGCACCUCGCGCAAGAACUCGUGCGCGCGUUCGUCGCGCAGCUCGACGAGGACGGCCCUGCGCCCUCGGCGGCGACGGCGGCGCCCAGUACCGGCGGCGUCGGCGGCGGCGAGGGAGGGGGCUCGUGGGUCGCCAUGCUGCGUCACGCGCCGCGUGUGCUCAAGGACCUGCUCGACUCGAAGGCGUGUCGCGGCGCCGUCAUGUUCAACGACGCCCUCACGCCGGCCCAGUCGUCGGCGCUCCUCGCACAGCUCGCCGAGACGCUCUUUCCCGUGCAGUGCGCCCACGCGAGGCCGAGCAUGGUGCCCGUCGUGCGGUUGUCGGCGCGAGCCGCGAAAGAGGCUCGAGCGCGCGACGAGGAGGUCGACUGGAGCCGAUUCGCCUGA